Molecule: messenger RNA, 951 nt
Organism: Colletotrichum graminicola M1.001
Lineage: Eukaryota; Fungi; Ascomycota; Sordariomycetes; Glomerellales; Glomerellaceae
Product: F-box domain-containing protein
Exons: 1
Coding region: 1-951 (316 amino acids)
Molecular function (GO): protein binding
Source: RefSeq, a predicted model, not a curated record
AUGGAUUCCGCAGUGCCCUCCGAAGCCCUUCCGGCCCUCAACUGCAUGCCGACAGAGAUACUCGAUCUCAUAUUUGCCCAUGUCUCGCACAUAAACCUCUGGCACCUCCGCCGCAUAUCGAAACGGUUCAACGCCGUCCUCCAUCCGCAUCUCCUAUCAACCCUCCGCGCCAUGGCCGACCCUCUCCCGCUGACCCUCAUCAGAGAGACCACCCCUGUGCCCCUGUCUUUUGUCUACAAUCUCGUUCUGGCCGUCGUGGGCUACGACGAAGGCCGCAGGCUCUGGGGCAGAAUCUUCCCGUCCCGGUACACGUCGCCGGAAACUCCUUACUCCUCCUGGCUACCUGCUACGCCGCCCCAUCUUUCAUUGCCGCAGGCGGCUAACCAGGAGCUCUCGCUAUCGACAGUCCGCCGCCGGAACGACAUCGACGCCCACCCGGACCUCUUCAUCCCCCACCUCCGCGCCGCGUCCCCGUCCUUCGCAAACCUGCGGAGGAUCCACUUCUGGAGCAUCCUCCUCUGGUACAAGGAGUCGUCUCUCAUAUUCGCCGCCCACCCCGCCGCCCUAGCGGUCGGCCAGGCCCGCAAGAACCGCCUCCGCUGGGCCUACAACCAGCACCGGGACAACUACGAGAGCAGGCCCGGGGACGACCCCGCCGUCGUGGACGAGCUCACGAGGACGUACAUCCUGCGCAGCCACUUCGACCGCCCCGCCCCAUGUCGGCCGGACAAGGACCGCUCCCUUCUGCACAUGCUGUCGAGGCGACCGCGGCACCCCGUCCCGUCCUCGCCGGAACUGGCCCACUGGGUCCACGGCGCCACUCUGCGGGACAGACCUCCCGACUACCGGAUCCCGUGGCGGAUGAGGCGACGGCCGUUGCGCAGCGACGAGUCCAACGAGGCGAUGAGGUUGAUAUUCGCGAGCCGCGCUGACUUUGAACGGAACGGUUGA